Messenger RNA from Penicillium verrucosum, 1038 nucleotides. RefSeq names its product zinc-binding alcohol dehydrogenase family protein. NCBI's taxonomy places the organism in Eukaryota, Fungi, Ascomycota, Eurotiomycetes, Eurotiales, Aspergillaceae. Gene Ontology annotation, molecular function: oxidoreductase activity, acting on NAD(P)H. The record is from RefSeq and is a predicted model, not a curated record. The coding region runs from base 1 to 1038 and encodes 345 amino acids. The transcript has a single exon.
AUGACUGGAACUCAUCACGCCGCCGUCCUCCCACAGAAGGGAGGUCCCCUGUCUGUUGAGGAACGCGCCACACCCGAGCCCGGUCCAAAUGAAGCUCUCAUAGAAGUCAAGGCUGUCGCCUUGAACCCUGUCGACUAUUACCAGCGUGACUUCGGCAUUCCUCCUGUCCCUAUCUACCCUGCUGUGAUCGGGUCCGAUACUUCAGGUCUCGUCGUGAAGGUAGGCUCGAAUGUCACCACUGCACCCGCACCAGGAAGCCGAGUUAUUGCGUUCGCCUCCUCCUUCUAUCAAAAUGGCUCGGCAGACCACGGCGCCUUCCAAAAAUACGCCCUAGCACAAUCUGAAGGCGUCAUUGCACUUCCAGACAACCUCUCGUUUGAGGAGGGUGCUGUACUCCCCUUAGCUGUCUUAACCAGCUUAACUGCCUGGACCACAAUCGGCAUCUCGCUCGGCACCAAGUACACCCCGCAGGAUAAACAGGCGGUGCUGAUUUGGGGUGGAGCUAGUAGCGUUGGCACUUUGUCCGUUCAAUCGGCCAAGUCACUCGGCUUCACGGUCUACGCUACCGCUAGUCCCAAACACCAUGAUUACCUUAAGAAGCUCGGAGCGCGCGCGGUUUUCGGCUACAAAGCGGGUGAUGUCGUCUCACAGAUCGUUGAAGCUGUGAAGAAUGAUGAUGUUAAUAUGUACACUGCACACUGCGUUGUUGAUGGAGGUCUGCAGCCAACUCUGGACGUUCUUAAAGAAACGAAGGGCGAUGCAGCCGCCAAGGUUGUCCAUUCGCCUAUGCUUCCCCCAGAUCAUCCAACGCUUGAGAAUACGGAGAUUACGUUCAAUUUCCCAUCAAUGGAUCCGACUGAAAGGAGCAAGCAUAUCUAUCAGUGUUUCCAUGAAUGGCUAAAUGACGGUCUGCAGUCCGGUUCAGUUGUUCCCAGCCCGGCUCUUCAGAUUGAGGUUGGCGGGCUAGACGGUUUGAAUGCAGCACUGGAUAAGUUGAGGGCUGGUGUCAGCGGGGCUAAGAUUGUUUUGCCAAUCUGA